UCGUUGCUCAGUCGUUACGGUUGGCAGCCAGGCUAGUUCGAAAAGUUUGUUUUGAUCGUCAUAAUUUGCCAAGAAAACCCGUUGCGAAGGCGUUUUCCGACGUUUCCACCUCGAAGAAACACACAUCAUCAGUAAUGGCCAGACCACUGCCCCGUACCCACCGAGUCCGCGUAGAAAACGAAAUGAUCAAACGAAGAGAACGCGAAUUCCGACACGACCAAGUCUGGAAUAACCGAAAACAGUACUACGAAGAGUGGGAAAAAAAGAACGCGAAAUUCGACGAAUGGACGUCGCCUCGGUACCACGAAACCAACAACAAACUGAUCGAAGAAACGAAAAAAAAGCGCGAAAAAGAAGAAAGUCUGGCGAAACGAAGAGAGAAUUUGCGGAAAUUGCUGACAGAAGAAGAAAAGCUGUACGACGUGGAAUUGAUGAUUCAUAAAACGAGAAACGCGACGUACCGAAGGGCGCCGAGGAGCGACGAAGUGCCGGUGGAGGUGCUAAAGGAGCUCAAUAGGGGUUUGAAACUGGAGGAAGACGAUAGGAGGCGACACGAGGCGGAAUUGAAGUUGUACCAUCAAUGGAGGGGUAGCAAUCCAGUGUUGAAACACUACGAAAGAAUGCAAAGAGGAAGGGACUUAAAACUGUCGUGGUUGGACCAACAAAUCGAGAAUAGAAUGCGUAGAGAGACGGAGGAAGAAGAGUGUCGCAAACUUCUCAAAGAGAGAGAACAAAUGCUACUACAAGAGGACGAAAAACACGAAGAAGAGCAGAAACGGAUACAACUGAAGAAAGAAGAGCUGAAAGUAACUCUAGAGCAACAAAUGGAAGAGUUGAAGCUUAAGAACAAAAUCAACGACGAACUAAAACACAAGGAGGAAGAAGAAAACAACAAACGUGCCGAGUUGCACAAAAUUGAACUGCAACGAAUCGAAGACGAAAGAAAGAGAAGAGAAAGAGAGUGUGCUUUGUACAACAUCAAACAGUACAAAAUGCGACUGAAAAAGAAAGCCGAAAAUGUUCAGACGAAUUUAGAACACGAAAGAGAACUCAUCUUGAAAUUGAAACAACUAGAAAUUGCUGAAAGAAUCGAAGACGAAAGGAAAAAGAAUGAAGUGAAGGAAGCUUUAAACGACUUUUUGGUUUUAAAUCAAGAACAGAAAAACUUGGAGAAGGCACGCCAAAGACACUUAGAUUUCUUGUUCGAUUCGGAAGCCAAAGUUCAGUACGAACAACAGGACGAAUUUUGGAAACAGGAGGAAACGGCGAGAACGAAAUUAAUUAAAGACGUAAUUGACACAAUUAAGACACAAAUUGAAGCAAAUUUGGAACGUAAUAAACAAAAGCAGUUGGAGGUGGUGAAAGAACGUGAAGAGAUGGUGAAGCGGAUCGAGGAAUACAAUAAAGAAAUGGCGGAAUUGAAGGAGAAAGAGGAGAAGAAGAAGUGGGAACGGAAGAAGAUGAUUGACGAAGACGUGAAGAUGAAGAGCGUGCGGAAAAAAGCGCGCGAGAACGCCGAAUUGAGGCGUAUUGACGAGGAAUUGGAAAUGGUGAGGAAGGAGGAAGAGCGAUUAAAACAGGAAAUAAUGAACAUACAAAGAAGACAAGGUCCGAUUAGACCCAGCCGUAGCAAAUUGUUUUAAUUUAUUAAUUUAUUAACACACUGAGUUUACACAGGACUGGUAACUUCGUCUAGUUGUUUUUUCAUAUGUUCUAGUUUUUCCAUGUCGUUUACCGACGUGGUGCAUUUAUACACCACUAGAGAAUGGUAAAAGUGGACGGCGAAAAGAACGAACGUUAUCAAAACGGGAAUUACGAUGAUGGUGGCGGCCGUUGCUGCUUUGAAGGAGUAGUCCCAAAAUUUGACCCAACAAAGUAUGGCUACUUCCACCAGGAACAAAAACAACCCUUUAACAAAAAUCAGUCACAGAGUGCGAGUGCGAUAGCACAAGCUUACCUAAUACUGUCGAAAACGCCCAUGCUAACUCUAUAAACCCUCGCAUUCUCUCAUGUGGACUCUCAGCGACCAUCUCGCACACCUCCAACUUCGCUAUAGCAUCUAUAUUUGGUAGAAUAUACGUCGAAAUCAUCAAAGCAAAAAUGUGAACGGCAACUAGAACGGUCGUACAUACAGCGAACAUCACAAACAACCAUUCUGGAACAUUCGUGGGUUCGUUAAUUUGAAGUUCGACCAUGGCUACCAUGGCGAACCCAGACAGCAGCUCACUAGUCGUAGCAGUUGCUUUUAAUUUAGCCCUCGACAUGUGAAGACGCCGCCAUGACAGUCCUUGCGCACUGUUACUCGGAAUUCUCCUACAAACCCCAUUUUCUUCCGUACAACGAAGACACGUCAUCGUAUCAGGACUUUUCUCCGUUAUGUGGUUAACUUUGUACGCUGGCGCCGACGUCACCGACGAGUUACAGGAGAACGGCGGCGUCCUCUCUCUGGAGAUCGAGCCGAGGUGGAGGUCGCUCACUGGAAGAGGGAGGCGCGAAAUAGGACUGUCUGAGCAGUAGUAGAUUUUUGUUCUGGGGUUGAUGGCUUCGGGGGUGAAAGUGAGGGACUUGGGGCGAGACAUCGCCGGUCUCAAGUGGUUCUGAAAAUUGUUCUAUGUAAUAAUAUUAUUUAAUAAAGUUAUCGAGUUUCAGAA
Messenger RNA from Zophobas morio, 2651 nucleotides. RefSeq names its product trichoplein keratin filament-binding protein. Gene Ontology annotation, cellular component: keratin filament. The coding region runs from base 135 to 1643 and encodes 502 amino acids. The transcript has 3 exons. The record is from RefSeq and is a predicted model, not a curated record. Gene Ontology annotation, biological process: apoptotic process. NCBI's taxonomy places the organism in Eukaryota, Metazoa, Arthropoda, Insecta, Coleoptera, Tenebrionidae.